AUGAUGGCGGCCGCAGCCCUAGCUAUCGACCUUGGUCCCAUCAACAAUCUUCCACCAUGCCCUAAAAAUUGCGUCUAUAGUGGGAUAAGCAAGUCCAGGGAAUAUGGCUGCCCGUUCCCCAGCCCACAAUGCCUGUGCCGCAAUCGUGGAUAUCAGCAAUACCUGCAUAACUGCUCGCAGAAAUGCACCCCUGCAGAGCGUGACCAGAUGCGUCAAGCCGGAACCAAAUUAUGCGUGGACGCUGGAGUGCCACCUAAUUUCAGGCGCCGCAACGCCCGCCCGGAAUCUGUUGCAGAGGAAGAUGCCGAGGUACAACAAUUUCCUACCAAUAUUCCCGGGGUCCCAGGUCUUCCCAGCUUGCCCAUUCCAUCUGUUCCACUUCCGUCCUGGGUUCCAACGGCUAUCCCUACUGGAUUACCGACUGGCCUACCAAAUAUACCAGUACCCACGGCCAUUCCCACUUUCGUUCCAACUGCCAUUCCUACCUUGAUUCCUACUGCUAUCCCUACUGUUAUCCCUCCUAUCCCAAGUCUUCCAUCCAUCCCAGGCCUCCCAUCUCUGCCAAGACUCCCCUCAAUCCCAGGUAUCCCGCCUAUUCCAACCCCAGCAGCUAACGAAAAGACCAACCAGGCCAAAGCCACACCUAACUCUAGGGUCAUGAGAGUAAAGCAGGAAGCCUAA
Trichophyton rubrum CBS 118892 is the source of this 681-nucleotide messenger RNA. RefSeq lists its product as uncharacterized. Lineage: Eukaryota; Fungi; Ascomycota; Eurotiomycetes; Onygenales; Arthrodermataceae. Bases 1 to 681 code for a protein of 226 amino acids. The transcript has 3 exons. The record is from RefSeq and is a predicted model, not a curated record.